Messenger RNA from Trichomonas vaginalis G3, 2952 nucleotides. RefSeq lists its product as uncharacterized. The coding region runs from base 1 to 2952 and encodes 983 amino acids. The transcript has a single exon. The record is from RefSeq and is a predicted model, not a curated record. Lineage: Eukaryota; Parabasalia; Trichomonadida; Trichomonadidae.
AUGGGUGGAAAUAAAGAAAUCUUUAGAAUUUGUCAAUCAAUCAACAUAGAUUUUUCCCAAAUUUUACAAUUUGCGUAUGCAUUUAGGAAUGACGAGCUCUAUGACUAUUUAUCAGAUUUUUAUCCAGAUAACAAAGUUAAGGGCCUCACAGGAACGAUUCGUUGCAUUCUAUUUGCCAGCCAAUUUCCACAAGAAGCUGAUAUAUCACAAUUUCUUGUGAAUUGUGCGGUGGAUGGAUAUAAUUCAAUAUUCAAUCAUAUUACAAACAUCAAAAUUUUAUUUGGAGUCAUUAAUUCAAUUUAUGAUGAUAAUGUUAUCCAUAAAAUCCUUGAGAACAAUACAAUUCCUAAUCUAAUUCAAUACAUUCGCAAUAUAAACUUGUUAUUACAAAUUGUUAAGACUGAAAAAUUUUAUUAUGCAUUGAUAAAUGAUCCCGAAUCAAUUAAAUUCUCAUAUGCUUUUCGGGGUCAUAAAUCUCAGCUAGUUAAUGCUAUUAAAGAGUCGCUUGAUGAAGAUAGAUACGUUAAAUUAAACGAAAUUGCAGCCAAAAAUGAAAUUUUGCUUAUUUUCGAUCCGGAUUUCGCUUUUCAAUUUCUAUCGUCGGGGAAGUUCACCGACCAAUCUACUCUCAAUUUUUUGGUUGACAACAUUGAUAUCUCAAAAAUCGAUACAGUUGAUAAACUCAUUAAUAUUUUCUUUUAUUACCAAAAAUGGUCAGUAUUCUAUGAGAUAAUGAAAAACGAAAUUUCCGACGAAACCAAAUUAAAAUUGAUGGAUUUGUUUUAUCCUGAAAAUACUAAGAAGGGAGAUUUCGAUCGUAGCUCUCAACAACUACAUAAAAUUUGCGAAUUUUUCUUUGCUUCACCAAAUGUCAGAAAAAUGGCAAAACUGUUGCAUAUUUUGUAUUUUGCCUUUAUAUUUAAUUCAUCAACUGUUUAUCCAAUAUAUUUCGAAGAUUGUCUCAAAGAGCAAAACAUUCCUUUAGCAAAACGUAGUAAGUUGUUAGAAAAUAUCAUAAAAAGUAACGUUUUCCAAAACACAACAAUAGUUGAUGAAACAAUUGAUUCAUUUACGUAUAUACCUGAACUUUCUCUUUUUUAUGAAACAAAAGAAUUGAAUAAGGAGCAGUUUUUGCGAUUAUCUCAAUUAGCAUUUUCAAAUUCUCCACAUUAUAAGUUUUUAUCUGAUGAAAAAUACAUGAAAUAUUAUGAUUUUGAUCAAAUGCCAAUAUCUUUCUUUAGAAAUUAUGGAACAUUCAAUAAAGAAAUGAUUGAUUAUUUAGUCAAAGUUGGAAAACUUGAAUCAUUUGCUCAUAUUCCUGGUGUCCAAAAAUUCAUUGAUUUUGAUCAAUUUCUUAAUCUCAAUUUAGAUGAUAAAUUAAAAUACUUUGAAAACCAUAUAUUUGAAAAAAGUGAAAGCGAAAGAGUGGAAGAAUUCUUCAGAAAUAGAUCACCAUUUUUACUUCCUUAUUUAAUACAAAGAAAAUCACAAGUCAUUUCAAUAUUGAAUCCAAAAAUAUUCAUAGAUUUACUUGAUUUCAAUCGAAUUCUUACUGAUAAUUAUUCCUUUUUAAUGGAAUCAAUAUAUAUUAACUGGCCUGAUGAAACAAUCCCCCAGAAUGUUGCCAAUUAUUUUUUGAUGUUUCCACAUAUAUCAUAUAAAAUUGUUUCAAAUCAAAUCGAAAGGAUUUCGAUUUUUCCUAUUUCUCUUCAGAUUUUAUUCCCAUUGAUUUGUAAUUUAUAUUCUUCUAAUGAAAUCUUUGAAAGAAUGAUUACUGAGAACAAAAAUAAAUACAAAGAUUUCUUAAUAGAUACUAUUGACUUUAUCAAUUUGUGCAAUGCUCUGAAAAUGUCAGAAGUUAUAAAGUUUGUUGUAGAAAACUACAAACUUGACAAAAUUGCUGUUUAUUAUGGAAUCAGUAGAUUAAUUGUUUACAAAGAUUUACCAACAGUUGAAUAUCUCAUGAAGAAAUUUAAUUAUAACUAUGAUUAUGUUUUACUGAACAAAUUAACAAUUCCUCAAAUGAUAGAUAUUCAUAUAUAUGAAAAACAAAUUAAAAAAGAGUUGCCACCAUUUGAUGUAUGUAGUGAUUAUAAUAUAUUAACUCCUCAAGUGCGUUCAGUACUGAAAAGUAUUAAUGGUUUUCACUUGGAAGAAUAUUUUGUAUCUGAAUCAUUAUUCCUGAAAUUUCUUAAUUGGCUUGACAACGAAAAACUGAAUGUUAAAGUUGCUUCUUGCAUUUUACUUUAUACGAUUGAUCAAAGAUUAAUCAGCAAAAUAGACUUAAGACAAACAAUAUACAAAGAUAAGACUGAUGAUGAAUUUGCUGCGAUAAUGAAAAAGAAUUACCAGUUAAUUUUUGAAGCAUUAAAAAAGCAAAAUUUUGACGACUUACAAGCAAUUGAUGAUAUUAUAAAUGGAAAGUCUAUUUCUGUUGAAAACUUUACUCCUUACGACCAGUUUUAUCUUUUGGCUUGUAUGUAUGAUAAUGUCGAUGCAAUGAAACAAUUGUUAAGCAAAAGAAACUACAUGGAUGUUGAAAUUAAUAAAUACAUGAAGAGUCCAAUUAUUCUAUCAAUAAUUGAUCAUAAAUUUGAGAUUUUCAAGUUAUUAGUUAGUAACAUUCCUGAUCCAAUAAAUGCAAUCUUUAGAGACAUGACUCUUAUAUAUGCUUCUAUUAAUUAUGCAUUCCAGCAGGGAUUUGAUUAUUUGCUAGAAAAUAAUCUUUAUAAUUUGAUUCCAAACAAUUAUUGUGAUCCGUUUACAAAUGCAUUGCGUUUAAACAAUCCAUAUUAUGCAUUAAAAUUGGAAAAGCUGAUUGAUUUGGAAGCAGAAAAAAUAGCUAAUCCUGAUUGUAUAUCAUUAAUUAAGCAUUUGCAUGGUGAAAAUGUUGAACUGACUAAUAUUGGAAGGUUCAUUCGCGCAUGCGAUAAUGGUUAUGUGAUUGAAUAA